Molecule: messenger RNA, 1523 nt
Organism: Carassius gibelio (silver crucian carp)
Lineage: Eukaryota; Metazoa; Chordata; Actinopteri; Cypriniformes; Cyprinidae
Product: high mobility group protein B1
Exons: 5
Coding region: 318-932 (204 amino acids)
Biological process (GO): regulation of transcription by RNA polymerase II
Cellular component (GO): nucleus
Molecular function (GO): DNA binding, bending
Source: RefSeq, a predicted model, not a curated record
AUGAAGACAAGCGGCCAUUGCGAGCCCACAGCAAACUCUGCACUGCACAGACCCAAUGUAUUACUAUACACCAGGCGAAUGCACAGGGCUUUUUGCGAAGGAAACAAUUUCGGUCAGGAAAAUCGACCCGCGCCGUUUGUUUGUCGUGUCCAAAAGCGAGCAGGAAGGCGGGUGGAGACAUUUUAGGGGGACUUUCUUUCAUGAAGAAGGCUUUCUCACAAAAUGGAAGAAGAAAUAUUGCCGUCGUUGUUGACCUCCUUUCCUUCAGAGAGACAAGAGUGUGCGCCAUUGCUAUCUGAACGGAUAUUUAGGCAAAGAUGGGGAAGGAUCCAACAAAACCAAGAGGCAAAAUGUCGUCUUACGCAUACUUUGUCCAGACCUGCAGAGAGGAGCAUAAGAAGAAACACCCUGAGGCGACGGUCAACUUCUCUGAGUUUUCCAAAAAGUGCUCCGAGCGAUGGAAGACUAUGUCAGGCAAAGAAAAGGGGAAGUUUGAAGACAUGGCCAAACAAGACAAGGUCCGUUACGAGAGGGAGAUGAAGAACUACAUUCCACCCAAAGGCGAGAAGAAAAAGAGGUUUAAGGACCCUAAUGCUCCCAAGAGACCCCCGUCCGCCUUCUUCAUUUUCUGCUCCGAGUUCCGAUCCAAGGUGAAAGAAGAGACCCCUGGUCUGUCUAUUGGAGAUGUGGCCAAGAGACUGGGUGAGAUGUGGAACAAAACAUCAGCUGAGGAUAAGCAGCCAUUUGAGAAGAAGGCAGCCAAGCUUAAGGAGAAGUAUGAGAAGGACAUUGCUGCCUAUCGUUCUAAAGGCAAAGUGGUAGGAGGUGCAGCCAAAGCCCCUUCUAAGCCGGUCAAGGUUAAUGAUGAUGACGACGACGAUGAUGAAGAUGAGGACGAGGAUGACGAGGAUGAAGAAGAGGAUGACGAGUAGAUAAAUAACAUUUAGAGCUUAGCUUGUUGUCUAUAAAGCAUUUAACCCCCUUGUAUACUUUACUGAUGCCAUAAAAUGGGUAAAAUAAAUAAAUAAAAAACCUGAAAAGGCAAAAAAACAAAACAAAAAUAACAAUAAGGCUGUGUAUAUGCUUUGUUUUUAAACUGUACAGUUUCUUUUUUUUCCUUUUUUGUAUAGUUAACACUACAGAGGUGUCAUCUGUGUUCCUCCGAAUGCCCCAACCCUUAAUUUAGUUCUUAGUUUAAUUCCUUAAAGAUGGUUCCAACACCACUAUCCUCGCCUGGUACAGUAAAAAAAGAAAAGGUGGGGUUGUAAAAUUGUCUUGAGGUCAGUGGAGUUUUAGAUGUGUGCAGCGUACAACCUAGUUUCAUGUGAGGUUGUAGUUCAUAUCUCAAUGUACUUUUGUUUGUUUACUUUUUUUUCAGAUCAAAUAUAAUCAUCAUUAGUAAAUCGCCGUAUCAAAGUUAUUUUACUGUAUUUUGAAUACCACUGUAAUUGCAGAAAUGAUUUAAAAAAGUAAUUGUUUUGUUCUGUAUGCUUCUGACAUCAAUAAACUUUUUUUUUAAUAAA